Molecule: messenger RNA, 4475 nt
Organism: Folsomia candida
Lineage: Eukaryota; Metazoa; Arthropoda; Collembola; Entomobryomorpha; Isotomidae
Gene: sxc
Product: UDP-N-acetylglucosamine--peptide N-acetylglucosaminyltransferase 110 kDa subunit
Exons: 11
Coding region: 1593-4196 (867 amino acids)
Biological process (GO): protein O-linked glycosylation
Molecular function (GO): protein binding; protein N-acetylglucosaminyltransferase activity
Source: RefSeq, a predicted model, not a curated record
AUAUGAGUCAGCUCCAAUCAUAACUUAGAAACAAGAAGCUGAUAAAAAAGAAAAAAAUCGAAUUAGUGCAACAUUGCAAAUACGUGGGUUCUGUAAGAAAACCUACUUCUACAAGAGGCUUCUAUAUAAUAUAAAGUAAAUUGCAAAAGAUCGGUUAGCUGAGGAAACUGGGAAGUAAUGUUUGUUCUGGCACUGUCUGAAUUUUCCUGAAUAUUAGCUGUCAAUAUUUCAAAUCUGCUCCGUUGUUGAUUCCAAAUGGGCUCACCAGGACUCGUGUGGUUAGUUCCUGUCUUCACAGAAUGAUGGAUUAGCCUAGUUUAUAGAAAUUCAAAAUUGCUGUGGGUUGGCAAAAAAAACAUCGAAUUGCUGGUUCGUUGUGCGUAUCAUACACACAUCAUUGCUCGCUAACACCAAAACGCAUCGCGCUGCUGCUGCGCCGCCGCCCUACACCAACGCUCCAGAUCUUCGAAUGAAAAGCGCUUGCUCACUCAUCCUGACUGGAUUUUCUGGACGAUGGAUCACCAUCAUCAUCAUUGGUGUCAUCGCCUCCUUGCCGAUUCAUUUGCUGUACAGAGGAAGGAUCUAGAAUUCUCUUAUAUUCUGUCGCUUACUGUUCUUAACAGUUUUUGGGUGCAUUAAAGUUCUUGUGUAUGGUUUUUGGUCGAAAUAGUCCAAAAUGUUCAAGCUGAAUAUGUAUUAAAACUACAUAUGAAUAUCUUAUUUUAAUUAAUCAGUGGAACAUGGAUUUUUUUCCAGAAACGAUAUUGUAUGUAGUGGCAUUUGUACCUUUUCUUUCGCCCUCUGUGGCUCCAAACUACCGCGCGCGCUGCUAUGGACCAAAACUAUGCAGAUAAGUAACAACCCACAUGCAUGCGCUCGCUCGCGUUGACCUAAGCUCACUGAUUCAUGAUUGUAAAAAAAUAUUUUGAUUUUAUUUAUUAGUUUUUUUCGAAUUAAACUUCAAAGGAGAAGUGAGCCGUGGUUAUUAAAAACAAAGGAAUAGAGACUGGAACGGUGCCAGCCCAUUCGGAAGAUACGGAAGGCGGUUCAGUGCAUGGGAUCCAUUACUUCGCUUUUCUUCAACCUUGUCGUCUGGUGUAUUGGAUUCCAAAAUGAUCUUUGGCGGUGACGUAGGGCGACCGUGCCCAACUACUCAUCUCUAAAGUGCAUCUUGGACUCUUCAUACAAAAGACUUGAGCUGUUAGGUGCUUUGAUUGUUCUUACUCUGGUGUUGCUGGGGAUGAAAGAGAGGAGUUGACCUUUACUAAUGACACAUUUCAUUUUUGUGAUUGUUCGGGUAAGUUAGGAGAGGUAGAUAGGCCAUCCUUGACUUGCACUACUACCUCAUAGUACUCGAGCGCUCGUCUCUUCUCUUACCGCCAAGCACAUCGUGUCCUCCACCAAGAUGAUCUCCAACACGUCACCGUCAGCACCGUCUCGUCGGUCGUCGCGCCUUGUCGUGGUGCAUGGUGUUUCUCUGUUGCCAAGAAUUGAAUAUGGCGGAAAGCAGCGACAACCUUGUCCUAUCCAUCCUCUAUCCAUAAUCAACAAGUCGAUCUUAGCGUUGUUGUUGCCCAAUCUUAGUUUAUAUCAUGGCCUGCUACCUCAAAGCCAUCGAGACCAGACCGGACUUUGCCGUUGCGUGGAGUAAUCUUGGAUGCGUCUUCAACGCUCUGGGAGAAAUAUGGCUCGCGUUGCACCAUUUCGAGAAAGCAGUGACGUUAGACCCAAACUUUUUGGAUGCUUACAUUAAUCUCGGCAAUGUGCUCAAAGAAGCUCGGAUAUUUGAUCGUGCCGUGGCUGCAUAUUUGCGGGCUCUUAACUUAAGCCCAAAUAACGCCGUGGUUCACGGGAACCUUGCCUGUGUGUAUUAUGAACAAGGAUUUACGGAUUUGGCAAUUGAAACAUACAAAAAGGCCAUUGAGCUACAAGCAAAUUUCCCUGACGCCUACUGCAACUUGGCGAAUGCAUUGAAGGAGAAGGGUUUGGUAAAGGAAGCGGAGGACUGCUACAACACGGCACUUCGACUAUGUCCCACACACGCCGACUCUCUCAACAACUUGGCAAACAUCAAGAGGGAACAGGGGUCGAUUGAAGAAGCCACUGCUUUGUAUAACAAGGCCCUUGAAGUCUUUCCAGAAUUUGCUGCAGCUCAUUCAAAUUUAGCUUCCGUUCUACAACAACAAGGGAAACUCACGGAGGCUCUCAUGCAUUAUAAAGAAGCUAUUCGAAUCCAACCUACAUUUGCUGAUGCUUACAGCAACAUGGGAAACACGCUGAAGGAAAUGCAAGACAUUGCUGGAGCUCUAACAUGCUAUUCUAGAGCAAUUCAGAUCAAUCCGGCAUUCGCAGAUGCACAUUCUAAUUUGGCAUCGAUUCACAAGGAUUCUGGAAAUAUACCUGAAGCAAUUCAGUCUUACAGAACAGCACUUAAAUUGAAACCAGAUUUUCCAGAUGCAUAUUGCAACUUGGUUCAUUGCUUGCAAAUUAUUUGUGAUUGGUCAGAUUAUGAAGAAAGGAUGGAAAAAUUGGUUAAGAUUGUUGCUGACCAAUUGGAGAAAAAUCGUCUCCCAUCAGUCCAUCCACAUCAUUCUAUGCUGUAUCCCCUGACUCAUGAGCAACGUAAACUAAUUGCAGGAAAGCAUGCGUUGAUGUGUGCCGACAAGGUGACGGUUUUGCACAAGUUGCCUUAUCCAUAUCCUGUAAAUCUUGGUAGAGCUAGAUUGCGAAUUGGUUACGUCUCAUCUGACUUUGGCAACCAUCCGACGUCUCAUUUGAUGCAAUCCAUCCCAGGAUUUCAUAAUCGCGACAAUGUCGAAAUAUUUUGUUACGCACUAAGCCCAGAUGAUGCAACCACAUUCCGAGCGAACAUUGCUACGAAAGCGGAACAUUUUGUUGAUUUAUCAGGAAUUAUGUGCAAUGGGAAAGCAGCCGAUAAAAUUCAUGCGGAUGGAGUUCACGUGUUGGUGAAUAUGAAUGGAUACACAAAGGGAGCAAGGAAUGAAAUCUUUGCUUUGAAGCCAGCUCCUAUUCAAGUUAUGUGGCUCGGAUACCCUGGAUCUAGUGGUGCUACCUACAUGGAUUACAUCAUAACCGACAGAACGACUUCGCCGAUGGAAUUCCAAAGUCAUUAUAGCGAAAAAUUUGCUUACAUGCCCUAUACAUAUUUUAUUGGUGACCACAAGCAAAUGUUUCCUCAUCUAACGGAACGAGUUGUUGUCGGACAAUCUGAUUCUAAAAAUGGUGGUGUCCCCGCUGAUAAUGUAACGGUAAUUAAUGCUCCAGAUUUGAGCCCUGUCUUGAGGCAUGCAGAUGUGAGGGAAAUUAAAGAAACGGUGCAAGUAACAUCGUCACCUGAUAGCACAGCAACAACGUCGGUAUCAAUUUCUCUAAAAGUAGCAGAACUACCAAACUCUUCAGCGAUCGAUACCAUGAUUAGAUCUGGCCACGUGCACACUACCGUAAAUGGAUUGCUUCUACAAAAUGGUUUGGCGACUCCACAAACCAACAACAAAGCAGCUACUGGGGAGGAAGUUCCACAAAGCAUUCUUGUUACAACUAGAGUACAGUAUGGGUUACCAGAGGAUGCGGUUGUUUAUUGUAACUUUAAUCAAUUAUACAAAAUUGAUCCUGCUACCCUCAAGAUGUGGGUUAAUAUAUUAAAGAGGGUUCCCAAUGGGGUUCUAUGGCUAUUAAGAUUCCCAGCAGUAGGAGAAACCAAUAUUCUCUCCACUGCGACAGCCUGGGGCUUGCCACCUGGUAAAAUUAUAUUCAGUAACGUUGCUGCGAAAGAAGAGCACGUAAGGAGGGGGCAACUGGUUGACAUCUGUCUGGACACUCCAUUGUGCAAUGGACACACAACAUCGAUGGACGUCCUUUGGGCAGGAACGCCUGUUAUCACGUUGCCAUUAGAAAGUCUUGCAUCUCGUGUUGCAGCGUCUCAGUUGAAAUGCUUGGGUGUAGGUGAACUUAUCGCAAAAAGUCGUGAAGAUUACGAAGAAAUAGCUGUCCGGCUGGGAACGGAUCGUGAAUUUUUGAGAGGAAUCAGAGCGAAAGUAUGGCAAGGAAGGAUGGAGUCAACUUUGUUUGACGCCGCUAAUUAUGCUGCAGACUUGGAGAAAUUGUAUUUAAAAAUGUGGGAGCGCGUUGAGAAUGGUCAACAACCGGAUCACAUUACACAGCUUUCAGUUGUUUAGUCAUAAGUUCUUGACAAAUUAUUUUGAGAAUUACCUAUUUUUAUUGUUUAUGACUUGAACUAUUACGUCUGUGACAUUUUUUCAUUGGCGUCGACAGGUUAGUUUUCUCUUUAUUUGAUAUUACGUACUUAUUAUUGCAAAAGUUGUAUAAUGCACUGAACGAAAUCCGAUAACUAUAUAUAUAACACGUGUAUAUACCUAUGCUAAUAAUAAAAGUGAAAUGAUAUUAUGACGAAAGAUCAGAGAAAUAUUGAAAUAUACGAAAUUAGUAUUUUAAAA